AAUUCAAAACAACAACAACACGAAACGCUCCGAUUUCUUGAAUUCCUUCCAAAUAACCCAAACGAAGCCAACCUCCGGUCCUUAAAUAGUGCAUCGAGGAAAACAUGUGAACCUGGGUGUUAAUUCAAGUGCAAUAUUAAGAGAAAGGCACUUAAAAUUGGACUGACAAGGAAGUGAAUGAAUGAGUGUUCCGCAAGUGUAUGUGUGAUGUGUGGAUUGUUUGUUUCCAGUAGGUAGACAACACUGGGUCAGGAGGAGGCAGUGAAUGAGUGUGUUACAAGUGUGUAAUGUAUGGGUGUGUUGUGUUGUUGUAGGAGUGUGCGUGCCUCCUGUUGCUCAUAGUCAUGGCAGCCACGCAGACUGAAAAAAAUGGUACCUAUCAGAUACGGCCAGACCUUAAAGACAAGUUCCGGCCAAGUCAGGUGAAGGAAGUGAUUGACAGCAUACUGGAGGAAAAGUUGACCAGUUUUGUGUAUGAGAAGGAGGCUGUAGAUGAGAUGGCCAUGGUGAUUUCAAACGCCCUGAGGAAUCGGAUCAUUGAGAUGAACUUCCCACGGUACAAGUACGUGGUGAAUGUCGUCAUUGGGGAGCUGCGUGGUGCGGGGGUCAAGGUCGCUGCUCGGUGCCUCUGGGAUGCUGACACUGACAACUAUUCCUCCUCAAUGUUUGUGGGGGAGACCUUCUUCUGCACCGCCACAGUCUUUGCUGCCUACUACUACUGAGGUGCUGACCACAGACUAGUGUUUUUUUUUUUUUUUUUUUUUUUUUUUUUAAGAGGAAAGGAACAUGUUUAUUCAGUAGUCUGUUCUGAUCAUGUGCCUUAUGGUCCCUUGACUACCUGUUUUGUUGCUUUCCCUUGUUUGACAUGUGUUCCUGUGCUCUUCCAUUGUGCUGAUUGUUUGCCAUACUGUACACAUCCUCUAGUGUGUACUAGCCUUCAUGUUCUAAUUUCUCAUUUUGUUCUUUAUCACUAAGAUUUCCAUACUUUAUUGUUAUUUUCUUGUUAUGAUUUGUGACCAGUGUACAAAAGUUCUUAUACAAAUAAGUUAAUUCCCUUA
Portunus trituberculatus (swimming crab) is the source of this 1058-nucleotide messenger RNA. RefSeq names its product dynein light chain Tctex-type protein 2B-like. Gene Ontology annotation, molecular function: dynein intermediate chain binding. Bases 345 to 722 code for a protein of 125 amino acids. Lineage: Eukaryota; Metazoa; Arthropoda; Malacostraca; Decapoda; Portunidae. The transcript has 4 exons. Gene Ontology annotation, biological process: microtubule-based movement. Gene Ontology annotation, cellular component: cytoplasmic dynein complex; cytoplasm. The record is from RefSeq and is a predicted model, not a curated record.